AGCCCAAAAUCCUUCCGGUCUCUCGCAGUACGCCUCGCGGGCUUCUGCAAUACAAACCCUAGAUCCACCCCCGGCGGAGAUCGCCGGAGCUCUGCCUCCGGGCUUCGCCCCAUCUUACCUGAUCGGACAUCGCUUGCUGUGUCUCCCGUCUCUCUCGCCGCAGGUAAAAUCCCAAUCGCUCACCGUAAUUCUGUUCUCCUGAUUUUCUAUAUAGUUUCUUUGCGCUGUAUAUUGUUCGUAUUCGUUGAAUUUUCCGUCGAAUUUUUCCCGCGAAAUUUCUCUGGCGGGAGAACUGAAUGAUGUUUUCCGCGAUGCGUUCCUGGGGAACCCUGGUUGGCUUCCUUCAUGGUUGUGGUUUUCUGGCUUGUCAGAUAGGUUUCGGGGUUGCGAUUUUUAGGGGCUAGCGCCUUUUGCCCUCUGUCUCCCGCCGUUUUGCUUCACCGGCGACUCAUCUUUCCCCUAUUUGUUUUUGCUUUUUGUUUCCGGCGGGCUAAGUUAAUGUGGUGUUGCAUUUUACAUUCACCGUGAUGAGUCUACAUAUUUGAACUUCUCUGAACGAUUCGAGUUGUUCGGAUUACUCAGUUCUUGUGAUUAAUAGUGAAGCCUUUUGUAACCUGCGAUUUUAUAUUCGGAUUGUGCAAAAUUCAAACCCGAUUUGAAUGUGAAGAUGCGUAUUAGUAUGUGGUAUAAGCUCUGUUCUUAAAAAUUUUCUUGACACAUGCUAGACAUAACAUUCCAAAGCCCCACUCUUAGACUGACCAAAGUAGUAGCAUGCUAUUCCAGUAUUCCUCCCAUUGAUGCUGCAAAGCUUGCUCCAUCUCUCUUUUGCUGGUCCAUCAUGUGCCAAAGUUUCUAACUGGUUAAUUUCUUGGUGUUGUUUGAUUGAUUGGCCAGUGAAUCAGUUUCUGCUGCAAAAGAAAAAAAAAACAAAAGAUGGAAAUCAACAGUCUCGUGAAUCGCCUGUCUCAUCUCUGCAUCAAGAACCCACACAUCCUCAACGUCCACCCAUUCCUCGGGCAAUGCAUCCCCCAUCCUUUCACCUCCAUGGCGAACGACGUGCUCUCUGCAGGACGCGACAUCAUUCAGAAGAUCCGCGACAACAUAACCUUCAUCAUGGCUUCUGAGUGGCGCGUGGAUAUGUUCUUCGAUCUCAAAGUCCAGCUCCAGGUCCCCGGGGAUGCAGGUUUGCUCUUUGAGAAACCGAGCCAGUGGAGCACGACGUAUGAGAUGCUGCAAUCCGCUUGGGAUACGAAAGAAGUCUUCUCCUGCUUGGACACUCUCAUUCCUGAAUACAGAGAAGCCGAUGCUCCAACCAUGGAAGAUUGGAAUCGAGUUGAAAUCAUCUGCAACCACUUGAAGUCCCUCGUCGACGCAACGAACUCGCUCGCCUCCUCCCCCCCUUGCCCUGCUGCCACAUUGUUACUGAAUGCCAUGUGUGUCCGCUUGCAGAUUGCUCAAUUUGCAGACAGCGGCGAUCAGUUCGUCCGCAGCUUCAUCGACCCGAUGCAGGGGAAGAUGGAGGAGUACUGGAAGCAAUGUGGUGUGGCUCUCGCGAUUGCUGUAGUCAUGGAUCCUCGCUACAAAAUGAAGCUCGUGGAGUUCAGCUUCCCCAAAAUCUUUGGAGACGAGUCCUCUUCUGUCUACGUGAAGAUGGUCGAUGAUGGGGUUCAUGAGCUCUUUGCUGAGUACCUUUCGAUUUCUCCACCACCUCCAUCCACAUCUAAUUACGGCUGCAGUCAGGGAGGGAAUGUUUCGGAGCACCACGGGCUGGCGGAUUUUGAUGUGUUCAUCAUGGAUACGACGACGACGACGAGCCAGCAGCGGUUCAAGUCGGAGUUGGACCGGUAUCUGGACGAGUGGCUCGAGGAUCGGAGCUCCGAUUUCGACGUGGUGGGAUGGUGGAAUCGGGACUGUGUGAGGGUGAGGUACCCGACGCUGUCGAAGAUGGCGCUGGAUAUCUUGAGCAUUCCUGUGUCUACUGCUUGAAAUUGGAGUUUACAGGUCCUAUCUAGAGGGUGUUUUAUUUGUUUAGAGUUUUGACAGUUUUGCUCUAGUUGAUUCCAGUAGGAGAUUCAUUGUUAUUAGUUCAAGAUCGGUUAGGCUCAUUCGUUUGCUCACUCAUUGGAUAAUUUGUAGAGGGGGGAAUAUGAAAAAAUAGUAAUAGAUAGUUGAUUACAAACAUUGAAAAAUAAAAGCGAUAGUCAAUACUAAUUGAACUGUCGAUGAAAGAGUCUUUUUUUGCUACGAAAUGGGCAGCUCGGUUAGUUCCUAAGAAAAAGGUGAUAGAAACACUCAAACCAUCGAAAGGAUACAAACUUUAGAGAAAAAGUAUGGCGUCAGCUUGAUCCGCUCGAGAAGCACGACUCAAAAGAAUAACCUCCAUGGUAACAUUCCAAAAACCGGCACAACAUCAACAACACCACAAUGCCAAUGUUGCCUCCCCUAUUUCGCAGUAGUGCUCCAUUAAAUCUCAUCAAAAGGCCAUCUAGUGGACAGGACAGAGUCUCCACCAAAUGAUUAUUUUGCAAUUGAAACUUCACCUGCAAAAUGAGCAAACAAAAAGGCUCCUACAAGGACGACAAUCCUGACCAAUGAGCCAACAGGAUAACAUGGACACAAGGCACCUUUUCUCCCUUGAAAUAGCGAACUAGGCCAUCGAGAAACUCUAGAUAAUCGGCAUCGAUUACAAACCUAAACUUUUUUUUUUAAUAAAAGGUUACAAACCUAAACUUUUUUUUAUGAACAAACCUAAACUUGAGAUAUGACUAAAAAAAUGGUUGCAAUAAUAGGUGAAAAACGAUGCAAUACAUAGAGAAAUUAAAAUUGAAAAAAAGAACAAAUAAAUAAUAAUACAAAUAUAACUAAUAAAUGUAGGAGGAUAAUUAUCAAAAGAAAACAAAUAAAUAUUACUAAUAACAAUGAAGGAUAUUGAAUAGAUAGGAAUACUUAGCUGAAUCGUCACCUGUUGGCAUCGCCACACAGCCCCGAACAUGUAACCGUCAUGUCGGUGUGUCGGUGGGCACACGUAACAUUUACCACUUCUUUAUGCAUUCAUAAUCUUCCAAUCAAUACAUUCAAAAUUGCAAUCUCUAUGUGGAUUUGUAAAAACGUAAUAGUUUAAGCUUUAAAGCGUAGAUUUAAAAAGUAAGAUUUUACAAGAAGCAUUUUUGGUGAACUAAAAGUAUAAAAGCAUAGGUUUUUGAAUUUUAAACUGCGAUUUUUACUACGUUGCUUCCAAGAGAUAUCCCGAAGGAUCCUGAAGAGUAAGAUGUCUUAAGAAGCAAAUAUCAAUGAUCUUAGAUGAGAUGAUUAAGGUAAACCUCAAUCUCUUUUGGAUUCUAUCUGUUGUUGUCGGUCUUGCUUUUGAUGUGUUGCAAUUAGCUUCGAUCUCCAACUUGAAGGCACAGGCAAAAUUACUCAUAAGUAGAAUCAAUCUCAAGGAGGUAGGAUUGCGAUGUCUAGCUAAUUCCCGUGAGACCUCAUGUAAGGAAAAACUUUCCUCGCUAAUACUAGAUCGAGUAAGACCUGUAUUAAUUUUGUAUUUCCAAGUACGAGAUGACAUGAUAUGCAUGUUUGCAGCUACAACAAACCAAACCAAACCAAACCAAACCAAACAACCCUGACCGGUCCACAAACUAAACGGCACCGUUACAUCGUCGCUUGGGCUUCGCUGGGCCGGUUACAGUAUCAAUAUCGGAGAGGAUACUUCUCCGCUCCGUUUAUACAUAAAUAGAGAGUGAUUAGUUGGACCGCUCCAAAGUCCAAAAAUCAAAAAGAUUUUUUACC
Linum trigynum is the source of this 3786-nucleotide messenger RNA. The record is from the annotation of a GenBank genome assembly. NCBI's taxonomy places the organism in Eukaryota, Viridiplantae, Streptophyta, Magnoliopsida, Malpighiales, Linaceae.